AUGCCCGCAGACACCGUUGGAAAGACUAUCACGUGCAAGGCGGCCGUAGCAUGGGAAGCCGGCAAGGACCUCGUCAUCGAAGACAUCGAGGUUGCGCCGCCAAAGGCCCACGAGGUCCGCAUCCAGAUCUACUACACCGGCGUGUGCCAUACAGAUGCGUACACAUUGUCCGGCAAGGACCCCGAGGGAGCUUUCCCAAUCGUGCUUGGCCAUGAGGGAGCCGGAAUAGUAGAGAGCGUGGGCGAGGGUGUCACAUCCGUGAAGCCUGGAGACAACGUCGUGGCGCUAUACACACCCGAAUGCGGCGAAUGCAAGUUCUGCGUCUCGGGCAAGACCAACCUGUGCGGCAAGAUCCGCGCUACCCAGGGCAAAGGCGUCAUGCCCGACGGGACCUCGCGCUUCAAGUGCAAGGGCAAAGACCUGCUCCACUUCAUGGGCACCUCGACCUUCUCGCAGUACACCGUCGUCGCCGACAUCUCCGUCGUCGCCAUCACGGACAAGGCGCCCAUGGACCGCACCUGCCUGCUCGGCUGCGGCAUCACGACGGGCUACGGCGCCGCCGUCAUCACAGCGGGCAAGGGUGGCAUCGAGAAGGGCGCCAACGUCGCCGUCUUCGGCGCCGGCUGCGUCGGGCUCAGUGUCAUCCAGGGCGCCGUCAAGCAGCAGGCCGGCAAGAUCAUCGUCGUCGACGUCAACGACAGCAAGGAGGCAUGGAGCAAGAAGUUCGGCGCCACCGACUUUGUCAACCCCACCAAGCUGAGCGGCCAGAGCAUCCAGGAGAAGCUGAUCGAGAUGACGGACGGCGGGUGCGAUUACACGUUCGAUUGCACGGGCAAUGUGCAUGUGAUGCGGAGUGCGCUCGAGGCGUGCCAUAAGGGGUGGGGCGAGAGCAUCAUUAUCGGGGUUGCGGCAGCGGGACAGGAGAUUAGCACGAGGCCCUUCCAACUCGUCACUGGCCGCGUCUGGAAAGGCUGCGCUUUCGGCGGCGUCAAGGGCCGCACGCAACUCCCCGGCCUCGUCGCGGAUUACAUGGACGGCAAGCUCAAGGUUGAUGAGUUCAUCACCCAUCGCCAGCCCCUAGAGAAGAUCAACCAAGCCUUUGGCGACAUGAAGGCUGGCGACUGCAUCAGGUGCGUGGUCAACAUGAGGGAAUGA
Messenger RNA from Mytilinidion resinicola, 1155 nucleotides. RefSeq names its product S-nitrosoglutathione reductase. The transcript is spliced from 6 exons. The record is from RefSeq and is a predicted model, not a curated record. Gene Ontology annotation, biological process: formaldehyde catabolic process. The coding region runs from base 1 to 1155 and encodes 384 amino acids. Lineage: Eukaryota; Fungi; Ascomycota; Dothideomycetes; Mytilinidiales; Mytilinidiaceae. Gene Ontology annotation, molecular function: S-(hydroxymethyl)glutathione dehydrogenase [NAD(P)+] activity; zinc ion binding. Gene Ontology annotation, cellular component: cytosol.